Molecule: messenger RNA, 441 nt
Organism: Cryptomeria japonica (Japanese cedar)
Lineage: Eukaryota; Viridiplantae; Streptophyta; Pinopsida; Cupressales; Cupressaceae
Product: protein SMALL AUXIN UP-REGULATED RNA 12-like
Exons: 1
Coding region: 1-441 (146 amino acids)
Biological process (GO): response to auxin
Source: RefSeq, a predicted model, not a curated record
AUGGGUGGCGAUACAAGAAACAAGAUAGCCCUAGCUGUUCUCUUGAAAAAAUUUGUGACCAAGUUACAGAGGCUUGUCAAUGCUAGCAGAGAAGUUUGUUGUGCUCCUAGUCCCAGAAUAAGGUGUGAAGAAAAAGUUGGGUUUCUUCCUAGAGAUGUCCCCAAAGGCCACUUUGCAGUAUAUGUUGGGAGUCAAAGAAGCAGGUUUGUAGUGCCCACAACUUAUUUGAGCCAACCUUUGUUCCAGACAUUGCUUGAGAGAGCUGAGGAAGAGUAUGGAUUUGAUCACCAUAUGGGGCUUAUCAUCCCCUGUGAGAAAGUUGCCUUUGAGAAUAUAACUGCUCUUCUGGAAAGAGAAGAUCCAACACUGGACUGUUGGGGGAUAAACAAGAUAAUGGGCUUCUUCCAUAAUGCAAAUCCAUGUAUGGCAACUACUUUCUGA